Molecule: messenger RNA, 828 nt
Organism: Acanthosepion pharaonis
Lineage: Eukaryota; Metazoa; Mollusca; Cephalopoda; Sepiida; Sepiidae
Source: the annotation of a GenBank genome assembly
AUGACAUUGUCUUUCGCUUCUUCUUCCAACCUUUUGACGUCAGAAGAAGACACAUACAAACUAGAUACCUUAAUAUGUUCAUAUCUAUCUGAUUAUCUAUCUAUCCGAGGUCCAAUUUCAUUCCUUACUUAUGCAUCAAGCUAUCUUAAUCUGUUCAUAUCUAUCUAUCUAUCGAUGUCAGUCUGUUCAUAUCUUUCUUUCUAUCUCAUCCUGUUCCUAUCUAUCUAUGUAAGUCUGUUUCUAUCUAUCAAUCUAUGGUUUUUUUUUCUAUCUAUCUAUCUAAGUCUGUUCCUAUCUAUGUAUCUAGCUAUCUCAUUCUGUUCCUAUCUAUCUUGUAAGUUUGUUCCUAUCCAUCUAUCUAUCUCAUUCUGUUCCUAUCUAUCUAUGCAAGUAUGUUCCUAUCUAUCUAUCUAUCUAUCUAUCUAUCUAUCUAUCUAUCUAUCUCAGUAUGUACCUAUCUAUCUAUCAAUCUCAUUCUGUUCCUAUCUAUGUAAGUCUGUUCCUAUCUAUCUAUCUAUCUAUCUAUCUAUCUAUCUAUCUCAUUCUGUUCCUAUCUAUCUAUCUAUCUAUCUAUCUAUCUAUCUCAUUCUGUUUCUAUCUAUUCAUCUUCUAUCUAUCUAUCUAUCUAUUCAUCUAUCUAUCUAUCUCUUCUGUUUCUAUCUAUCUAUCUAUCUAUCUAUCUAUCUAUCUAUCUAUCUAUCUAUCUAUCUAUCUCAUUCUGUUUCUAUCUAUCUAUCUAUCUAUCUCAUUCUGUUUCUAUCUAUCUAUCUUAGUCUUUUUUGUAAAUGUCGAUCUUCUUCAGUCUCUUUGUGUAUCUCUGCACAUUAA